AUGACGAAAUGGGCACUUCCUGCACCUGAAAACCUGGAAACUGGGGACUCUGCUCUGUCUGCUCUGUAUGCACCAAACCAAUGUCCAUUCGACUGGCUGCAUGAUUUCCAUGCAACACCGCUGCUCCGAUUGACCACCACCGUUGGGUUCGUCCUGAGGCUGUGUGGGAGUGACACGUUUUUCCGGCUUGAUGAAGUGUUAAACGCUGUUCCAGAUUCCCAGAGAAUCCUUGCUUCACAGACUAUGCCUAAACCAGAGGAUUCUCAGACUCCAGAAUCUCUGACUCUAGAUCCUGCUAACGAACCUCCACCUAUCCAACCUCCAGCUCCCACCCCUACUCCUAGGGUGACUGUUCCUUCAGCUCCUCUUCCAGAUUCUUCUUCCUCUAAAGCCGAUUCUUCCUCGGCAGCAGCUGUUUCUCCCUCAAUUAAUAGAAAUGGGUUAAUUUGCAUCGAUGGAGAGCCACUGGAGGUGGGGGACUGCAUCUCUGUCCUUCCCGAGGAUUCCUCCAUGCCACUGUAUCUAGCCAGGGUCACGGUACUGUGGGAAGACGAGGGCAGGGAGAUGUUCCAUGCACACUGGUUCUGUGCUGGGACAGACACAGUCCUUGGAAACCUCUCCAACCCCCUGGAGCUGUUCCUGGAGGACCACUAUGAAGACAUGGAGCUUUCCUACAUCCACAGCAAGGUCAAGGUCGUCUACAGGGCGCCCUCGGAAAACUGGGCCAAGGAGGGAGGCAUGGAUCCUGAGACCAUGCUGCCAGAAGCUAAGGAUGAUGAAAAGACCUAUUUCUACCAGUUCUGGUACAACAAGAAACAUGCAAGAUUUGAAUCCCCUCCCAAGACCCAGCCGACAGAGGAGAACAAACAUCAGUUCUGUCUCUCUUGUAUCCGACUGGGUGAGCUGAGACAUAAAGAAAUGCCUAAGGUCCUAGAGCAACUUGAUGAGGUGGAUGGCUGGAUCUACUGCAGUUCUAUCACCAAGAAUGGUGUUGUCUACCGAGUAGGUGACAGUGUGUACCUGCCUCCUGGGGCCUUUACCUUCAACAUCAAGCGGGCUAUUCUCUUGAAACACUCAAGGAAGAAGCAUGUGGAUGAGAAACUGUACCCUGAGCAUUACCGCAAGAAGUGUUCAGAGUACAUCAAAGAGAGCAACCUGGAUGCUCUGGAGCCCUAUCGCAUCGGUCGGAUAAAAGCAAUUCAUUUUGGCAAGGAAAAUGGCAAGGUUAAUGAGGCAGACAUCAAGAUCAGGGUCAACAAGUUCUACAGGCCUGAGAACACCCACAAAUCUACCCCAGUGAACUACUACAAUUUAGACAUCAACCUGCUGUACUGGAGUGACGAGGAAGCUGUGGUGGACUUCAGUGACGUGCAAGGCCUCUGCACUGUGGAGUACGGGGAAGACCUGCCUGAGAGCAUUGAUGAUUACUCACAGGGGGGCCCUGACCGCUUCUACUUCGUGGAGGCCUACAAUGCAAAGAGCAAAAGCUUCGAAGACCCUCCCGAUCACACCCGCAACCCUGGGAACAAAGGGAAGGGAAAAGGAAAAGGGGAGGCACAGUGUCAGGUGUCAGAGCCCAGAGAGCCCGACACAACCAUCCAAUUGCCUAAGCUGCGGACCCUGGAUGUGUUUUCUGGCUGUGGAGGGUUAUCAAAAGGAUUACACCAAGCCGGCAUCGCAGAGACACUGUGGGCCAUUGACUCGGUGGACGCGGAAGCCCAGGCAUUCCGGCUGAACAACCCUGGCUCCAUGGUGUUCACAGAGGACUGCAAUGUGCUGCUUAAGCAGAUCAUGGCUGGCGAGGAGACCAACUCCUACGGCCAGAAACUCCCCAAGAAGGGCGAUGUGGAGAUGCUGUGUGGUGGACCACCCUGCCAGGGUUUCAGCGGCAUGAACCGUUUCACCUUCAAUUCGUACUCCACGUUCAAAAACUCGCUAGUGGUCUCCUUCCUCAGCUACUGUGACUACUACAGGCCGCGUUUCUUCCUUUUGGAGAAUGUCAGGAACUUCGUGUCCUUCAAAUACUCCAUGGUGCUAAAGCUCACACUGCGCUGCCUAGUCCGCAUGGGCUACCAAUGCACCUUUGGUGUGCUGCAGGCUGGACAGUAUGGUGUGGCCCAGAAACGGAAGCGGGCCAUCAUUUUGGCUGCAGCCCCAGGAGAGAAGCUGCCUCUGUUUCCAGAGCCUCUGCAUGCGUUUGAACCCCGUGCCUGCCAGCUGAGCGUUAUAGUGGAUAAACAGAAGUAUGUUAGCAACAUUACCAGGCGGACUUCAGGCCCCUUCCGACCCAUCACGGUGCGGGAUACCAUGUGUGACCUCCCUGAGAUCCAAAAUGGAGCAUCGGCCCUUGAGAUCUCCUACGAAGGAGAGCCACAUUCCUGGUUCCAGAGGCAGGUGCGGGGCUCACACUACCAGCCCAUCCUCAGGGACCAUAUCUGCAAGAAUAUGAGACCAUUGGCGGUUGCCCGCAAACGGAACAUUCCAACGUUCCCAGGAUCAGAUUGGCGUGACCUGCCCAAUAUAGAAGUGCAGCUGACAAAUGGCACUUGGACCAAUAAGCUGCGCUAUGAGUAUCAUGACGUGAAGAAUGGCUACAGCAGCACUGGCGCCAAGCGUGGGGUCUGUCCCUGUGCAAUACCUGGUAGGGAAUGCGACACCAAUGCCAAGCAGUUCAACACCCUCAUCCCCUGGUGCCUGCCGCAUACUGGGAACCGGCAAAACCACUGGGCCGGCCUCUACGGGCGCCUGGAGUAGGAUGGCUUCUUUGGCAUCACUAUCACCAACCCUGAGCCCAUGGCGAAGCAGGGCCGUGUGCUCCAUCCAGAGCAGCACCGGUUGGUGAGCGUGCGGGAGUGUGCCCGCUCGCAGGGCUUUCCGGACACCUACCGGCUCUUCGGCGACGUCUUGGACAGACACCGGCAGGUGGGUAAUGCUGUGCCGCCACCGCUGGCCAAAGCCAUUGGCCUGGAGAUCAAGCUCUGUAUGUUGGCCAAAGCUCAGGAGAUGGCCACAGCUGCAGUUCAGGUAAAUGAGACUGCGACGACGACUAGCUCUGCUCUCUCCCAGAGCCCCAGGCCCACAGAUACUGUGUUUUUAACCGGUUGAGCCCCAUCAUUUGAAAUGUUGUGCAGUGUCUGUGGCCAUGGUUGAC
Messenger RNA from Peromyscus leucopus (white-footed mouse), 3151 nucleotides. Its product is annotated as DNA (cytosine-5)-methyltransferase 1-like. The transcript is spliced from 4 exons. Gene Ontology annotation, molecular function: chromatin binding; DNA (cytosine-5-)-methyltransferase activity. Lineage: Eukaryota; Metazoa; Chordata; Mammalia; Rodentia; Cricetidae. The record is from RefSeq and is a predicted model, not a curated record. Gene Ontology annotation, cellular component: nucleus.